Messenger RNA from Brettanomyces nanus, 792 nucleotides. RefSeq lists its product as uncharacterized. The transcript has a single exon. Lineage: Eukaryota; Fungi; Ascomycota; Pichiomycetes; Pichiales; Pichiaceae. Bases 1 to 792 code for a protein of 263 amino acids. The record is from RefSeq and is a predicted model, not a curated record.
AUGCCUAUCUUUGGAGCACCUGCUGUUCGUGUUCAGAGCGGCUUAAUUACUAUCGCUACAUAUUUUAUCCAACAUGCUUAUUUGAAACCAAUUAUUGACUUCCGGUCUUCGGAUGCAAGCUUUAUUCCCUUAGAAAACCCCACAACUGCUCUCUAUAUCAGAAGAGAUAACAAUAAGAGACAGACUCUCGUCAAUGUAUUUGACCAGAAUGGUCAGAAGGUCUAUACCAUUGAAAGAGAAUCGUCUACAAGUCCAGUCUGGAGCCUUUUAAGCUUUCCACAAAGGAAAGAAGUGGCCACAAUUCGUGCAGGUUUCUUUCUGACUGCUGUUGAUUUCCAUAAUAAGGCCAUAGGCCUUCAGCACCGCCAGGUGAACUCGGAAUCUGGUAUUACCGUGGGUAGAAUGAGAACUUUUUACUUAGAUGAUGGCCACAAGUAUGGAUGGACAAGAGGUACUAAAUAUUUGGAGAGGUUUGUAAAUCCAGGAGGAGCCGAUGAAGAGAUCAGAGAGAGAGUAGCAAAGGUGAGAUUAAUGAGACAGUGGAAGUUUGACUAUGAGAUGAUUUUAGACGAGAAUAAGGUUGACGUUGAAUCCGCGCUUGCGACUGGGUUUAUCUGUAUGCUGAGUUUCUGGGGAGUUGGUGAUAUCACCGAAACUGUCGGACCGACUAAACUUCCAGUAACAAGGAAAGAUGAACCAGUAAGUGAAAACGCAGCGGCAACAGCAAUACCUAACAUUACUUUGGUGCUGGACUCUUCAAACGAUGCAGAUUUAAUUGUGGAAAAGAUGUGA